Messenger RNA from Trichoderma citrinoviride, 1395 nucleotides. RefSeq lists its product as hypothetical. The record is from RefSeq and is a predicted model, not a curated record. The transcript has 4 exons. The coding region runs from base 1 to 1395 and encodes 464 amino acids. NCBI's taxonomy places the organism in Eukaryota, Fungi, Ascomycota, Sordariomycetes, Hypocreales, Hypocreaceae.
AUGAAGCGCUCAAUCAGAGACACAGACGGUGGUGCCCAGAAGCCCCCCGCCAAAAGGGCCGCCACCACUAAAAGAGCUGCUCCUGCGAGUAAGAAGACGGCCGCAAAGCCGACAGAGACAGCAGAGCCCGCAGUAACUGCAGGACCUGCGCCGCCUGCAGAGUCCCCUUCGGGCAAUUCGCGUAUUCCCAACACUCGCAGAGUGCCAGUCGGACCCAAUGGCGAGUUUUUCAUCCCGCAGGUGUUCCCCCAGGAGAGCAUCAAGGCCCUCGAUAAGAUGGUCCUGUCAAAGCGGUGGUCGUCCAUUGAUGGCGACCCCGACCACGGGUUUACUCUGAUGAACCGCCGCUGGUGGGAGCUCAAUGGGCCCUGGCUUGAAGCAAACAAAAAGUCCAUUGGCUUGACUGCCAAGCACUGGAAGAUGAGAGAAGAGGCUUUUGCCAAGGGCGAGCCUCGCGCAGACGACGAGGGCGAUGCGCCUGACGAUUUUGUUUGCAUUCAUCCGCCUGCGUUGGAAGCCCGGGACUCGGAAGAAGACGAAUAUGAUGACGAUGACGAGGACGAGGACGAAGAUGAGGAGGAUGACGAGGAUGAUGAUGACGAGCAAAAGGAGGGAGCCAAAGCCAGAAAGGAAAAGGCCAGGGAAGAGCAUGCUGCCAUGCACAAGGUUGUGGGCAAGCUUGCUUCCUUGCAUCCCGAGCAUAAAUGGGUUUCGACGAUGCGUGGCAAUGAGCGACACAAGUGGUGGAUCUCGGAGUUGCUCAAGAGAGACCAGGAUGACUUUGCCAUGCAUGUUUACAAUGACUUUACCUGGUAUGGCACCAUCGAAGUGUUGGAGAACCUUUUUGUCAACUUUGAAAAGGUGCUCAAGCGCAAGACUCAUACCCCGAUGGAGCUGUGGUUUGAGCUUGAAGGGCUCGCCUUGGUCCUCAACAGCGGUUGUGUCGAAUUCCAGAUGUGCGACGAUGCCGACCGCUGUGGCAAGAUUCUCGAGCUCGUCGGCUACAUGACCAUCACCGUCAUCGCCUCCCUUCAGAAGAACGAUCUCUUUGUCCAGGACUCUUCUAUCCCCAACAUCGGCAUCAUGCUCGCCCUUGUCCUGAGCUACGCCCACUCAAUGGGCGCUGAUUACGGCUGGGAAGACCAGAUCGGCUGGACCCCUUACGUCGUCAAGCAAGCCACCAUCGCAAAGAUCACGCUGGCUGGACCGAAGAAGUUUGACGAGACUCUGGAAGGCAUCAAUGAGUUGGGUGCAGGGAAGACUGCUGCGUCGCAGGCCAAGUGGUCCAAGGGGACGUUUCCCAGCAAGCUUGCGGCUUAUGGCAACCGAGGAGGUAAUCAGUUUGACAUUACGACGUUUUCUGCUGCCGAAAGGAGGAAGUACUCCUACGCAUGA